UUACCCUAUAAUAAUUUUGGCUGUGUGGUGAAAGCUGCAAGAUCAUUUCAAACUCUAUUUAUCAUAAAGGUUUCAAUUAACCAUAAUGACACAAGAGAAGAAUUUGAUACAAGAGGAUCGUAAGGUUUCUCUCUUAGAUUUACCUGAGUGGGCUUUAGACUGCAUUCUUGAGUACCUUUCACCAUUAGAUUUAUGCAAGGUAGCACAAGUGUGUUCUUGUUUGAGGAAUAGAAGCAAAAAUGAUUAUUUAUGGGAGAAACAAGUCAAUCAAAGAUGGGGUGAGUUGCUUGGUGAUAUAGCUUACCAUGAGUGGCAAUGGCAUACAGCAAAAAUGGUCAAUGAAGAAAUUUUAUUGUUACAUCAAAAUCAGAGUGGAUCAUGUGGUACUUUUACUGGUGUUUGGCCAUCUUUACACCUUCAUUCUUAUUUGGAAAAUUUUAGAGACAUGAUUAGUUUGCUUAGAAAUUGUCCAAAAAUGAGUUUGUUUAUCGCCCUUGAGACUGGUCAAUUCUGGUUUCCUGCUCAAGUUUAUAAGAAAGCAUUAAGUUGUUAUGAUGCCCUAAUUAGCUAUGACUCAAGAAAUGACACCUUCAAAGCAAGGAGUCCAAGUAAUGGUUGGAGAAUUAGAGGAGAUGUUGAGUGGGAUAUGUUGAGAAUACCACCACCUCAGACUUUUUUAUCUGACUAUUAUAAACCUAAUUAUAUCAAUAAUUUGAAACCGGGAGAUUAUGUUGAGGUUCAGAAGAGAAGGCGCAAAGAAUAUCCUUAUGAUUGGUGGUUUGCUAUAAUUGGUCAUUUGGAGUCAUGUGAUGAAGAUAUGAAUCAUUGCCAUUGUCAAUAUAGUGAAACAUUAGUAGUGGAGCUUAUCCUAUAUGCCCUCGGGAGUCGAUGGAGAAGAUCGAUGUUGCACAGAAAUUUGUAUGAAGAACAAGGUUCAAGGAUUUGUUGGUUUGGUGGAAUUAGAAAACUUAAUGAGGAAGAGAUUGAAAAGUGGAACAACAUCUUGUUAUCUAGACAAGAUCCUCCACAAUAUUGGAUGUAACGGUUUGAAAAUGUAUCUGGUAUAAAGGGGUGAGACUCAUAUAGAUUCUAUAAAUAAAUAAUUGGGUUUUAGAGAGA
Medicago truncatula (barrel medic) is the source of this 1119-nucleotide messenger RNA. RefSeq names its product F-box protein At2g32560. Lineage: Eukaryota; Viridiplantae; Streptophyta; Magnoliopsida; Fabales; Fabaceae. Bases 86 to 1042 code for a protein of 318 amino acids. The record is from RefSeq and is a predicted model, not a curated record. Gene Ontology annotation, molecular function: protein binding. The transcript has 5 exons.